Molecule: messenger RNA, 1494 nt
Organism: Sabethes cyaneus
Lineage: Eukaryota; Metazoa; Arthropoda; Insecta; Diptera; Culicidae
Gene: Pex14
Product: peroxisomal membrane protein PEX14
Exons: 4
Coding region: 296-1120 (274 amino acids)
Biological process (GO): protein import into peroxisome matrix, docking
Cellular component (GO): peroxisomal membrane; peroxisomal importomer complex
Molecular function (GO): signaling receptor binding
Source: RefSeq, a predicted model, not a curated record
UGAAUAUAAGAAGUGUACAAUCGUAGGGCAUAAAAGUUGAAUUUAUAAUUUGUGGUUUUAUACCGUUAAGGGGGAAAGUUAUGUUAUAAUCCAUGUUAAUCGUACAACUUCAUUCGUCAGAUCAUUGCUAUCAGUAACUUUUGUUCGUCGUAACCAAGCUGAUAAGAGGGCUCUCAUACGGACAAAAUUAACACUACUAAAAGAACGUGCUAGAAAUAGUACUUCGUAACUCUGUUGCUAGAAAGUAAGCUUAUUUCAAUCGACAUCCAAGAUUAACCUUUCGGUGGAAAUCAGCAUGAGUGAGAGUGAAGAAUCUCCGCCAGCUACGAAUAGUGCAGAACCGGUGUCUCCGCCAGCCUUGCCAUUACGAGAGCAUUUGAUUUCAACCGCGGUAAAGUUCCUCAACAAUCCGAAUGUAGUGCGCAGUGCCAUCAAUCAGAAACAAGCUUUUCUACGAUCCAAAGGUUUGAACGAGGAAGAAAUUCAGCUAGCAUGCGAACGUGCCGGGGUUUUCACAAAAGAUCCAACCGUUACCAAUCACCAGACUGUCAUAAGCAUGGGAGUGGAAUCUUCCUCAGCCUUCUCAAAGUACGCCGUCCAGCCGCAGCAAGGUUGGUUUGGCAGAGUCAAAGAAAUGCUCAGUUCGGUGGCACUAAUCAGUGGACUCAUGUACGGGGUGUACCUAUUCUACAAGAAAUAUAUAGAACCUGUGAUUUUCCGAAAUAAAGUCAAAAAGCCAGUAGAUGAACAGAUCGCCGACUUAAGUAAGACUGUCGAAGUUAAAAUUGAUAAUCUUAACCUGGAGCUGAUAAAAAUCAAGGACGAAUUGAAUCGGGUAAAUCAGACACAAUCGGCUGCCAAAGAACUUGCCAACUUCAAAACAGAUCUAGACUCAAUCAAAGGGCUUCUACUAAACAGAAAACAAUUCGCUUCUCCUGCUCUACCCGUGGUACGACCUUCGAUCCCUGCAUGGCAACUGCAGUCUCAGUCUCAAGAAAGAACACCUAUCAGCGAGAGUGAACCUGAGAAAAAUGACGACAAUGACACCGGUUCCGGAUCUGGUUCAAGUGACCAUGAUGUGGUGCUGAAGAACAGCGACAGCAGUUUAGAGAUAAUGUAAUUGCAUGCAGAAAACAACCGCUGUUCCUGACAGUAUUGCACUGUUGUUCUGAGGUAGGAGCCGGUGUACCAAUGAAUACUCUGCUUUCUUUUUUCACAGAUCGUAAAAAAUUGGCUAAGGUUGUGGCACAGGAUUAGGCGAAUGCGCGGUGGAAGUUGUAAAAUGGUAUUUUGUAAUUUUUGAUAUUUCAGUUAAUAUACAAGCAUGAGUUCUUUCACGAAGAAGCGACAGGAAGAGCAUUUCGCUUUUAGGUGUAGUGUACAGUUUAAUAAGAGGGAUGCUUCCUUUUUUGAAUUAGUUAAAACCAAUGUUAAGACAUAGUGACAGACAUUGCUCUAAUAAAUAUGUGGCAGUUUUAAAGAGAUUAAAUAAGA